This is a messenger RNA of Folsomia candida, 2866 nucleotides long. RefSeq names its product dehydrogenase/reductase SDR family member on chromosome X. Lineage: Eukaryota; Metazoa; Arthropoda; Collembola; Entomobryomorpha; Isotomidae. The record is from RefSeq and is a predicted model, not a curated record. The transcript has 7 exons. The coding region runs from base 1495 to 2565 and encodes 356 amino acids.
AAGAUAAAUUUCCCAAAAAACUUGUUUAUGCAAGUUGUAAGGUAUACAUUAACAGAAAUAUGUUUCAAUUAACUCAAUUAUGCUGUGCAUUUUGUACUUGGGGCAUUGAUUCCAGUCGAAGACCAAUAUUAAGGAAACCAUAAUUUACGCAUAUGGUGCGGUAAAACAUAUGAAUUGCAUUUUUAACAACACGGAAGUAUGCAUAGUAGACUUAUUGACAAAAUAACUAACUGUGUGUAAUAUUUGGAGUAUUUGGCCCUUGUAUUGCAUGAUAUUUUGUGUGUAUUGUGGUGACCUAGAUUUCAUAAUUAAAUGUCCCAUCACGACAUGACACUCUUUAGCUUGUGAUUGAACUCUAAUCAUUGGAGUUCAUGAUAUCACGACAUUACACACGUUGUUUAUGCAAUUAUAUUUGCUGCAGUUUACAAGCACACUCUCCGCCCCUUUUCUAGAUUACGCUUGAACUUAUUUUGGUUUUAGUAAUUGGCCUAAAAAAUAAAAUUAUGAAUGACAUUAGUCUUCAAUGCAUAUUGAGAGGUACAUGUGUAAAUAAAUAAUGUCUAAAUAUGAGCAUAUAUAUGUAGAUCGAACAGCUAGAAAGAUGGGGUACAUACAUAUUUACUUGCAUGCAUCAGUAUCCUUGAGGAAGUUAGAUAUGCAUUUUUUGUAUAUAAGUUGUGAAAAUUAGAAAAAUCACGCUGGUGCUCGAAAUUCCCAGUAAGUCAUCAUUUGCAGAAAUAGAGCCCAUACGUUCUGCACACAUGGCACGAAAGGGAGGACCGACAAACAUUGUGUGAAUUCCAUGAAAAACAUCCUCUUAAUUGAGCAUUCUACUAUUUCUACUAUCAUUUUACAAUCUUGGUAUACAUAAUGAGAACCCACACCGUUGACCGUAUUCUGUAGUAAAUAGUGUACGUGUGAAUCUUGCUUGUCACUCGUCCAUUUCUUAAGAAAUGAAGGUAAAGAAUGAGAUAAAUGUGCCUCAGGCAAGUUCCGUAUGGUGCUAUUAAAGGUACUCCUAGUUGCAUGAAUACAAACACUUUUGGCUGGAGCUACAAACAGACCGACCCUCAAAUUAUUAGUCACUUCUUUUCGUAUAUUAGUCAUUAGUAUAGCAGAACUGCAAUGGGAUUACGAAAAUAUUAGCAAUUUGACCACCACAAUUGCAAAUAAAAUUGAGUGAGCAAGAGCAAGGUGUAAUAAAAAAAACUCAAAAACAACUCUUCCUUUCUUACACUUGUGGAACGUGGAACCAGUUUUAGUUUGGUUCAGAGGUUGUGGUCAAAGUUUGCAUGUUCCAGAAGCCAACCUGAGUCUGACUUGUCCAGACCACGCCAGGAAAAAGAUAGUACCAACGAAUCAACAAAAUUGGCGUCGAACUUUGCACCUCUAAUUUUAUUUUGUGCGGACGAAUUGGUGUGAGACUUUGCACCUGGAAUUGUUUACUAUUAUAUUUUGAAACCAAGAUAUUUUCCUACAUCGUCCAGCAGAAGGAUGGAUCGACCUCUAACUACUUCCGGAGGUGGUGGUGGUGGGGGAGGAAUUGCGGGGAGUCUUACCCAAUUUUCCAAUUGCAUGGCCGUUAACAUGAUUGGAGUUAAAUAUAACAUCGUCGAGACGUUGACGAGGCAUCGGAAGUUGAAUUUACAAGUGAUGCCAAAGCGAGCUGGAGAUACUGCUGUCAUCACUGGUGGUUCGAGAGGCAUUGGAGCAGAAGUCGUAAAACAGUUGAUGAUCCUUGACAUGCACGUUAUCAUAGGUUGUAGAAAGGAGGCUGCUGGUGUAAAAUUGAUUGACAAACUAAGAAAGGAAGGGAUUCAAAGUGGAAGUGCAGAGGUUCUGCUAUUGGAUUUGAACUCUUUCGAGUCUGUCCGACAAUUCUCUCAAAACUUGUUGGACAGAAAUAUUCCGAUCAAUAUCCUCAUUAACAAUGCUGGGAUUAUGUUCGUCCCAAAAAUAACAACGGUAGAUGGGUUCGAGUCACACUUUCAAACGAACUACUUGAGCCAUUUCCUACUAACCAACCUCCUAAUGCCACUAUUAGUGAAUGGUGGAAGUCCAUACCGUGUGAGUCGAGUAAUCAACGUGUCAUCGGUUGCUAAUUUCGGAGGAAAGAUUAACUUUGAUGAUCUUAACAUGGACAAACAUUACGACAAAUAUAUGGCCUACAUGUCCACCAAGUUGAUGCAAGUUGUUUCAUCUAAAGACCUCAAUGCCCGUUUGAAGGCCGAUGGAAAACCUGUCCGAGUGUAUUCUGUCCACCCUGGAGUCAUUUAUACUGAGCUGUACAGCAAUUUGUGGUACUUGCAACCCAUAGGCUGUAUCGUCAAAAAAAUGUUUAAGAAUGCUGAGCAAGGGGCCGAUGGCAUCGUGUUUGUUGCAACAUCUCCAGAAGUUGGGGAAAAUGAUGGGGGAGAAUUUUUUAUGAAUUGCAGGAAAACAGUCCCAAAUCCUAAAGCUCGUGAUCCCUCCGUACAACAAAAGCUAUGGAGUGCUUCACAAACCUUGGUUGGUCUUAAAUCGUUCGUUCACAACGACACGAUUGAAAUUGUUACGAUGACGUGAUGUAAUGCAAUAGGACACGAAGCAAAUAACUUUCUCAAGCUGCAAAGGAAAAUGAGAGUGGUUCACAUACAUAUCUUUGUUUUGCGGGUACCUGCGUAUUUUGCAAUAUACACUUUCUCUACUAAUAAUAAUGAUAAUAAUAAUAAAUAAUAAUAGUAAAUAGCGAUAAGUUUACUCUCUCAAGCACUCGUACUUAUACAUAUGCAAAUUUGGAAUGCAAAUAUUUUUAAAUAUUCCAAAAGUUGUUACUUUAUAAACGAUUUUUUUAUGUUAUGACUUUAAUAAAUAAUUUGUAUCACGA